Molecule: messenger RNA, 1162 nt
Organism: Helicoverpa armigera (cotton bollworm)
Lineage: Eukaryota; Metazoa; Arthropoda; Insecta; Lepidoptera; Noctuidae
Exons: 2
Coding region: 111-938 (275 amino acids)
Biological process (GO): regulation of transcription by RNA polymerase II
Cellular component (GO): transcription regulator complex; nucleus
Molecular function (GO): DNA binding
Source: RefSeq, a predicted model, not a curated record
ACAAUCCGAUCCGAGAAAUGGAUAACUGUAGUGACGUGUCAGACGAGGGAGUGUAAACAGCUCGGAAUUAUUUUAUGUUGAAGUUAGUCUUUGUUUAAAAUAGUUACAAAAUGAGGGACUUUAAAUACGAUGUGAUACUUUUAUUACAAUGUGUGAGAGAUCGGCCGUGCUUAUGGAACAAAAACCUAGAGAAUUACAAAGACCGUUUGGAACGGAGGAACGCUUGGGAAGAGAUUUUCAACAUUUUGGAUGACACUUACGAGGAAAUGACGCCAGAAGAGAAACGCAUCACUGGAGAACUAGUUCUAGCUAAAUGGACAAACAUUCGAGACACGUUCUUGAAGAGUCUGAAAACGAAAUUGGGCAAGCCCAAAAAGAAGUAUCUCCUUCACGACCAUUUAGAAUUUCUGAUCACAUUACUACCAGAAGAACGUCAGAGCCAAAUCAAUUCUGAACCUUUUAUGAAGCAAGAACCAGAGUCUUUUAGUGCUAGCGCUGACCUGCAGCCAGAAACUUCCACUGCUUUUACAAUAUCCAACGUGACAAGUUAUAGAGAAAAGGGCGUGAAAGAUUCUGAAUACGACUCGAAUGAGCCUGAUUACAGUCGUAAAAGCAAUCGUGUUAAAAGAAAGGCAAACAGAUUCGUCUUUGUUGACGGCGUGAAAGAAAAAGAUGGCGAAUAUAGUAAAAAGAAGCUCAGAAAAAGUAGUGUGAAAGAUAUUAAUGAAGAUGUUUCGGUUAAUGAUAGUUUUACAGACAUAGAUUUUGUGGAAGUCGAUAAUAAUGAUCCGAGGAUUAUGAAUGAGGAUGAAGCCUUCUUCGCAUCAUUGUUGCCUACAGUUGUAAAGUAUAAUGAAGAUGAAAGGCUGGAGUUUAGAAUAGAAGUUCUUGGUGUUAUGAAAAAGUUGAAAGAAAAGAGAAAUUGGACGACUGAAUAGAAGUCUUAGUUAACUUUCUAUAUUAUCAAUCAAUUAUAGAUAAUCAAUAAUUAUUUAAGAAUCAGGAAAUUCUGAAUAAGCCUCGUAGAUUAUGUUGAUUUCUUGAACAAAAAGACUGAAUAAAUAUAAAACAACAAUUAUCUAGUUCGCUUACUUAACCCCUUUGUAAAUAAACUUGGAGAAAGUUAUAUUUGUAAGUUUAAUAGUCUGGGAAUCUAGGGUAA